Messenger RNA from Cetraspora pellucida, 306 nucleotides. The record is from the annotation of a GenBank genome assembly. Lineage: Eukaryota; Fungi; Glomeromycota; Glomeromycetes; Diversisporales; Gigasporaceae.
AUGCCUCGUCAAUCAAAGAAUACGCCUAAGAUCCGUGCAAAUCGACGCCAACGAGCUAAAGGUACUUUUGCUUUGUCCCGUGUCUUGGAUAUAGUCCAAAAUGAAAAUCGGCAAUUGGCACAAAAAGAUGAACAAUCAAGAAAACGAGUACAAGAGUUGGAAGAACAAUUAGAAGAACGGCAGGAACAAGUUGUAGAGAUAAUACAGAGGAAUUGGAUGAGAGAGGAAGAGCAUAGUAGAUUGGUGGUAGAACGGAAUAGGUUGCGAGCUCGGAUGGAGAAUUUAGAGAAAAAAUUGUAUAAAUAA